This is a messenger RNA of Suillus discolor, 420 nucleotides long. Its product is annotated as RmlC-like cupin domain-containing protein. The record is from RefSeq and is a predicted model, not a curated record. Bases 1 to 420 code for a protein of 139 amino acids. NCBI's taxonomy places the organism in Eukaryota, Fungi, Basidiomycota, Agaricomycetes, Boletales, Suillaceae. The transcript is spliced from 3 exons.
AUGACAGAUGGGCACGUCAGACUACAGUCCGCAAAUUACCCGACCUCUACCGAGCUCGCGGGAGUAGAUAUGCGUUUCGACGAGGAAGCCGUCCGAGAGCUUCAUAGGCAUCGUGAAAUGGAAUGGGUGUACAUGCCCUUACUGGGCGGCUGCAGGUGCACAAUUCUUGAUGACGGAGGUGCUCAUGAGGCUAAUCUGACCAAGAGAAAUAUCUGGUACGCACCAAAAGGUCAACCUCAUUCUAUUCAAGGUGUCAGCAAGGAGGACAAGACCUUCCUCCUUUCAAACUGGCUGGCUCAUAUGCCCAAGGAGGUGAUGGCCAAGAACUAUGGCCUUGAUCCCAGCGUCUUCGACAAGCUUUCACAGAAAGGUGAUGAACCUGACGAUAGCAAAAGUAUAUUUUUCGGGGGUCACGCCUGA